Cylicostephanus goldi is the source of this 372-nucleotide messenger RNA. The record is from the annotation of a GenBank genome assembly. Lineage: Eukaryota; Metazoa; Nematoda; Chromadorea; Rhabditida; Strongylidae.
AUGGCGUCCAGAAAGAAAGGUUUGUCUUUGGAGGAAAAGCGUGCAAAGAUGCUGGAAUUAUUCUACGAAACUCAGGAGUUCUACCAAAUGAAAGAACUUGAGAAGAUUGCUCCGAAGAAAAAGGGCAUCAUAGCCCAGUCUGUGAAGGAAGUUACCCAGUCAUUAGUAGAUGAUGGUCUCGUGGAGUGUGAAAAGAUAGGCACUUUCGUUUGCUACUGGGCAUUCCCAUCGAAAGCUUUGCAAGUGGUAAUUCAUAUUGUACCUUUCCUGCAUCUGUUUCAUUUGUUCUGUAUUCAAGAGAAAGCGGAGAUUAGAAGAAUUGAAGUCUUCAGUUUGCGAGCUGGAAGAGAAAAUCAAGGAAGCCAACUCUGA